Thermothielavioides terrestris NRRL 8126 is the source of this 3009-nucleotide messenger RNA. RefSeq lists its product as uncharacterized. The coding region runs from base 602 to 2857 and encodes 751 amino acids. Gene Ontology annotation, molecular function: endonuclease activity. Lineage: Eukaryota; Fungi; Ascomycota; Sordariomycetes; Sordariales; Chaetomiaceae. Gene Ontology annotation, cellular component: mitochondrion; nucleus. The transcript has a single exon. Gene Ontology annotation, biological process: mitochondrial DNA repair; response to UV; nucleotide-excision repair. The record is from RefSeq and is a predicted model, not a curated record.
CUGCAUCACUGCUCCCCAAGUUUCAACGGCCAAUGGACGGUCCCCACCUUGUCCUCCCCAAGACCCAAAUCGAUGACCUCAUCCACUUUGCCCCUGAUGCAGCUGGUCCACUCGUCCCGCUCAGCCACGGCUUCAUGCGUCCACACUCGCGUAGCCCGGCAUCCCGUCACCAUCCGCGGCCAUGUGCUGAUACGUUGGGAGAAGUGUGCGUUGGGGAAGGAAGCAGUGUGCUCCGCAGUGCAUUCUGUUCUUUGCCUGCGUCGGAGCUGCGUCCUGCUCCGCGCUCGCUGCCGCCGUAAGAUUCUUGCGGAUGCAGGGAUCAGCUAUUGCGCACAACCUCGACACGUCUUCCCCGGCUGGCGAAACAUGGGGCGAGCGGCUGUGGUGAGGCAACUGGGCCGAGGGCCGGCCUCGCCCAGCUCGAGGCUCCGUCAAAAACGAGAUGCCCUCUGCUGCAUUGUCGCGGUUGCAACUGUCCGCUGGAAUCUGGACCGCCACCCAGCCGGAAACUCUUCUCAGCCCGGAGCAUUCCUGCAUUCCUGGUGACAAACCAGGGAAUAGGUACGUAAGUGCGGCAAAGAAAGGUACGCAAGUUCCAGGCAUGAUGACAUCCAUUACCGCCACCCUUCCGCUGCCAUCUGCAUCUGCCGCCCUAAACCGUUGGCCAAUUGCCCGCUGCCGUUUCCAGAGGCCGCAUCGUGUCUCAGCUUCCAUCUCUGCGACCGCCUUGUGGUAUCAGUGCCUGCAACGGUUCGCUCUCCGCCUUUGCUUUGUGCCCCGGCUGACCCUUCUGCCCGUUCCAACGAACUGUUGCUUGCCUGCCUCGCUCGCCACGAACCUGCCCGCUCCUCACAUAUACACCGCUCCCGCUUGCCGCACGACCCGCCGCUUCUCGUCCAUGGCCCGAAAUCCAGAGAAGUCGACCGACUUCCCGCCGAGCCUGGAGCUGGCAACCAACGAUUUUGAGACGCCCCUUCGGCCUGAAGUUCACCUCCGUCGAUCGAGUCGCCGCCUGUCAAAGACUAUGCAGCCCGGCGGCAACGCGCCUUCCAUACCCGAGAAUCUACUAGGCAUCAGGCAGCAACGCGGCGAGAGUCUGGGGUCUGAGGAGAUGCAGGACCGCAAGAAGAUGGUGAAGGGUGACGUGCAGCUCGCCAUCGAGGGCCUCGCCAGGAUGGAGCACCGGCUGCGCAGUGCGACAAAGAGGCAGAAGCUCCAGAUUGAAGAGGACACUCGGCUCACUGAAACGCGCGUGACUGCCGGCCAGCAGGUUACCCGCUCGCCUUCGGUAAGAAAAGCGAGCUUGAAGAGUACGGGGCUGGCAAGAUUGGGGCUGCUGCCCACGGUGGACGAGGAAGACAAGGAUGACUUUGCCGGGGGUCUCAGCGGGGGCAAGAACCAGGACCUGGAGGCUCGGAGAAUAGACGUGCCAGAGGAGGUACCCGACGUUCCUGAACGGGGUGCUUCAAGACCGCCGCCGGUCAACAGCGACUACCUGCCGCUGCCGUGGAAGGGCCGCCUGGGCUAUGCGUGCCUCAACACCUAUCUCCGCUCCGCCAAGACUCCCGUCUUUUGCUCGAGAACCUGUCGCAUGUCGUCCAUUAUCGAGCACCGCUAUCCCCUGAGCGAUCCGUCUCAGCCAGAACAUGCGGUCAAGAACCGGCCGGAUCGAUCCAAAGAGCCCAGCAGAGAGCUCGGUGAGAGGUUCCUCCAAAACCUCGGCUUGGCCAAUGCUCGGGACAUCGUCAAGAUGCUGAGGUGGAACGACAGGUACGGCAUCAAGUUCAUGCGCCUCAGUUCUGAGAUGUUUCCCUUUGCCAGCCACCCGGAACACGGUUACAAGCUGGCGCCCUUCGCAUCCGAGGUGCUCGCCGAAGCUGGAAGGGUGGCCGCGGAGCUCGGCCAUCGCCUGACCAUGCAUCCCGGCCAGUUCACCCAGCUCGGCUCACCCAGGCAAGAGGUUGUCACCGCGGCUGUCCGGGACCUGGAGUACCACGACGAGGUGCUGUCGCUCCUCCGGCUCCCCGAGCAGCAGGACCGCGACGCCGUUAUGAUCCUGCACAUGGGCGGCAUCUUUGGGGACAAGGCAGCAACCCUGGACAGGUUCCGCAAGAAUUACGCCGAGCUCUCACCCUCCAUCAAAGCCCGUCUCGUGCUGGAGAACGACGACGUGGGCUGGAGCGUACAUGAUCUGCUCCCGAUCUGCGAGGAGCUCAACAUCCCCCUGGUCCUCGACUACCACCACCACAACAUCAUCUUCGACGAAACAAAGUGCAGAGAAGGGACUCUCGACAUUAGCCAGCCGGAGCUUCAGGCACGCAUUGCCGCCACGUGGACGCGCAAGGGCAUCAGACAGAAAAUGCAUUACAGCGAGCCCUGCCCCGGCGCUGUGACGCCUCGAGACCGGCGCAAGCACAGUCCCCGCGUCACAACGCUGCCGCCAUGCCCGCCCGAUAUGGACCUGAUGAUCGAGGCCAAGGACAAGGAGCAGGCCGUCUUCGAGCUCAUGCGCGCCUUCAGGCUCCCCGGAUUCGGACUGAUCCACGACAUGAUCCCGCACGAGCGCGAAGACGAAUCCCACCCCGCGCCGACAGUGCCCAAGAAGAGACAGAAGCCUGCGGCUAACUUGAAACGGAAAAGGGCACCAGACGAAGACCCCAUCGGGCUGAACGAUGUUGGCGCUGGCGCAGACGACGAGUAUCAGGUGAUUGGCGCCAGAGAGGUCUCAGCAGAGGAUUACGCCAUGGGCGGGCCAGAUGGCAGAGUGUACUGGCCGCCUGGGAGGGAAGACUGGUUGAAACCCGCAAGAAAAGGAGCUAGGACUCUAGAAGUGAGUGAUUAUGAAGAUGAGUGCUAGCUAGAAGCUACAUACUAUGAGGUAUUUACAUUUAACCUAAGGUAUUCUUUAGCGAGCUAGAGAAAGGCUAGAGUAUAUAAAGUUGUUAGGCUAAGUUUUAUCUCUUAAUAAUUUAAAGCUUUAAAAAUAGUAGCAUAUAUAUUUUAAUUAGG